This is a messenger RNA of Macrobrachium nipponense, 804 nucleotides long. RefSeq names its product zinc finger MYM-type protein 6-like. The transcript is spliced from 2 exons. The coding region runs from base 1 to 804 and encodes 267 amino acids. The record is from RefSeq and is a predicted model, not a curated record. Lineage: Eukaryota; Metazoa; Arthropoda; Malacostraca; Decapoda; Palaemonidae.
AUGACAGUGAAUCAUAUGUUUACCCAAAAAGUGGCAAAAGUAGACAGAGGGAUGUUGGCUUCUUACAAGAUAGCAAAUUUGAUUGCAAAAGCAGGUAAGCCUCAUACUAUCGGUGAAUCUCUGAUCAUGCCGGCAGUGGCUGUAGUGCUUUCAACAGUCAUGAAUCAGAGUCCACAAGAGGUAACUAGUGUUAUUCCUUUGAGCAACUCCUCAGUAUCACGCCGUAUUGAUGAGAUGGCAUCUGAUGUUGAAAACCAAUUAAUCUCAAAACUGCAGGUGAAUGAUUUCUCGCUUCAACUCGACGAAUCAACUUUACCUGAUAAUUCUGCUCUUUUGAUGGCAUUUGUGAGGUUUCUUGAUGUAGAUGAAAUAUGUCAAGAAAUGCUUUUCGCAUUGAAAUUAACGACUGACACUUUAGGAGAAUCCAUCUUCAAAAAACUUGAGGUCUAUUUUGAGGAGAACAACAUUCCACUCAAGAACAUUGUGGCUUGUGCAACAGAUGGCGCUGCUGCUAUGAAUAGGAAGACGAGAGUUGCACAGUUUCCUUCCUUAGCAGUUAUAUCCACCGAUCUGCUUGAUGAUGACCUAGCAGUGUAUGUUGACCAUCUGAAGCAGUUGCAUAAUGAUAUGGACACUCGCUUCUCUGACCUACUCCAAAUGACUGUGCCACACUGGUUUGUGGAUCCCUUCAUUGCUGAUGUAUCUGAAGUUGAUGUCACCCUACAAGAAAGUCUCAUUGAACUUCAGAAUACACAACAGCUCAAGCAAGGUUCAAGCGUGGAGGACACCAGAAGCUGUGGAUGA